Hypoxylon fragiforme is the source of this 2641-nucleotide messenger RNA. RefSeq lists its product as uncharacterized. The record is from RefSeq and is a predicted model, not a curated record. Gene Ontology annotation, biological process: regulation of DNA-templated transcription. The transcript has 7 exons. The coding region runs from base 229 to 2136 and encodes 635 amino acids. Gene Ontology annotation, molecular function: DNA-binding transcription factor activity, RNA polymerase II-specific; zinc ion binding; transcription cis-regulatory region binding. Lineage: Eukaryota; Fungi; Ascomycota; Sordariomycetes; Xylariales; Hypoxylaceae. Gene Ontology annotation, cellular component: nucleus.
ACCUUAGAAGCUGCCUGAUUAAACCAUUUCAACUAACUUAGAAUCAUACCAUCCAAAUGGCACUGCAUGCCGCUACAUUUAUUGCAUUGCUAUUUAGUAGUAUUUGAGGCACAACGAUAACGACGAUAACAACAUUCAGCGGUACGGUACUGGAAGAAACCUUGAAUUCAUCAAUGCAACCGAGACAUACCUACAUGUCAACAGUGCAUGUAAUUCACCAUCUCCAGUAUGCCGAGUAGUCAACGUGCCACAAGCCCCCCUAGACGGAAGCGGGCAUGCGCGCCGUGCACCAAAGCCAAGGCGCGUUGCUAUUUUGAAGGUGAUAAGGCUGAUGAUGGUUGCGAGAGAUGUCGGCGGAUGAAUACCGCUUGUAUUCCACAGGCAACUAGGAUACUGAGGAAAUCCCGACAAUUAAAGGGUGUAAGCUCAGCACCUCCCUCGACUUCUAGCCACAAUGGCCACCAUCCUUCGCCAGUCCUUGGUAGAUAUGGGCAUGUUCUGCCAGGGACUAGUCCUUUUGGCGGAGUUGAGAACCACACCUCUAGUGAUAGCACGACAUCUUCUCCUGCCUCUAUUAUAGCUCGAGAGGGUUCCACGCAUAAUAUAGUAGCCACGAUUGAGCCUAUAUGUGGCUAUCGGAGUUCGUCAGGACAAGCCAACCCCGUAUCUCAUCUACCGCCAACCCCGCCAACCUUCUCUCCUAAGAAGCCACUGCAACCAGGCUUUGGGAUAACUUGGGAUCAAGCUGAGCAAGCAAUAGCUGACUUUAGAACCAAGUUCACACCAUUCUUCCCCUUUGUCGUUCUCGACCCACGAGUUUCUCCCCAGGAAAUAUUAUCGAAGAAGCCUCUCCUUUUUCGAGCCAUCAUGCUGAUUGCUGUUCCACUCACUCUCGCGAAACGAAAGGAAAUUGAAAGAAGCAUGCUUGCCUACAUAGGCCAGCAUUUGCUAGUCAUGGACGAGCGGGACCUGGGCCUGCUCCAAGGUGUGCUAGUUUUCGUGGCCUGGAACAUCGAAGACUUUUACUUAGACCAGAAACAUACCUCUUUAAUCUAUCUCGCAAUGGGCUACGCUCAUAAACUCGGAAUAAGUCGACCCCCACUGACAAUGCAGCAAAAGAUGAUGUUAGCAGUCGAUCCAAGAGACAUCAAAGAAGCUAUGAUAGGGCAUGCCUUGACUUCGGUCAUGGAAGAAUCACAUACUCCCGAAGAACAACGUAUUUUUCUGGGUUGCCAGUUUCUCUUCUCAGCGAACGCGACACAGUUCUUACGAAAUGGGGUGCUUAAGGGGGAUUACCUCAAUUGCUGCCUCAAUUCACUCACCCGCCCUUCGGAUCCAGGCACGGAUUUUAUGCUAGAAAAAAUCAUCAGAUUUCAGCAAAUUGUUGAGCAAAUAUCGGAGAUCCGUAUGGAUCGCUAUCGGGAAUUCACUAUGUCCAUUAGCAACGAGAUGCAAUCUAUUCGGAAUCAACUCGACGGGCUUUUUUCCAACGUGCCUCGAGAGCAUCAACAAUUCGUUCUUUUCUCAGCUAUUUAUAACCAUGCCCUGGUCCGGCUAUAUCUGCCAGCAUCGAACCUAUCUCCGCCAUCGGAUAUGGUCGCCGCGCAAGAACAACGAGGAUGCAUGCUCUAUUGCCUACAAGCAACAAAAUCAUUCUUGGAUACAAUACAGUCGAUAAGCCCGGAGGGCUUUCUAUAUCGAACCUUUUUGACAUUUUCUGACAUUUUCUUCGUCCUAGUGGCGGCCUCGCGACUCCUUCUCGUGGAAAUCGAGGGCUGGGAUCUUGACGAGGCGCGAGCAACGAUCGACUUCCCAUCGACCUUAGAGAGCAUCAUUUCCAAAUUCAUGGUGGUUGUUAGCGUGCAGGAACAGAAGGUGGCGGAAGCGGCGGCUGCGCAGGGAGUAAAGCUGCCGCCAAAAAACCCCAAGGACGAAGAGGAGAAUAGUUUCUCCAAGUACGCGACGAAACUCGAAUGGAUAAAAAAUUGGUUCGAGAUCCACGUGUCUACGGGAUGUGCUGUCUCGAACGACACCCAGACGAUGAAUGGCCCCAGCUAUUGGGCCCCUGAGAACCAGACAUGGAAUCCGUUCAUGUUCGGAUUUCUGGGUGAUGACAAUUUAAACAUAGAGUUUUAGAAUUGGCGUUUGCUUUUAUAGAUUUAUAACUAAUGCUUAGAUGAAUCAUACCUACGAGAUGCCUACCUAGAAGGUAUGCUCUACAUGUACAUAUAGACAUCCAUCUCCAACGACGUCGUGGGUAAGUUCAAUAGCAUGCCUGACAUAACUAGUUUGCGACCUCGGGGAGCUAAUAUAUAUGUGUGUGUAGCACAAAUAUGUGCCUACAUAUGUGAACUUCGGCGGGAAUACCUGUAUUAAAGCCAGGCUAGAGGUUAUUGGGCAAUUCGGUUUGUAUGAUCCACCCCCUUGGAGUUUAGGACCUGCCGAUGGACGAAUCAGGGCUUCGAUGAUUGAAUAGGGUGUGGUAUCAUCGGACCUACGUUUGUCUCAUGUCGCCUUUCCCAGGCCAGGAGCUGAAGUUGGGUUCGGGAAUGUCGGCCCCAAAAGAUCGGCCUAUAAUGUAUGUACAGUAACUAUAGCGCACCUGACAGAUAAAAGAUUUUCUUUUCUGCUUUCUUUGUUG